AUGUCGAACAGACCUACCGUCGGUAUCGUCGGCGCAGAUGGCGCAAGCAGCGGGGAUACACACACUCUCCCAGCUGUCUUCAGCUCCCCAAUCCGACCCGAUAUUGUCCAUACUGUACACAGUGGUAUGGCCAAGAACAAGCGACAGCCAUAUGCAGUGAGUGAGAAGGCUGGUGAGCAGACUUCAGCAGAGUCAUGGGGUACAGGUCGAGCUGUCGCUCGUAUCCCUCGUGUCUCUGGUGGUGGUACACACAGAGCUGGUCAGGCCGCCUUUGGUAAUAUGUGCCGAGCUGGUCGUAUGUUUGCUCCUACAAAGGUCUGGCGAAAGUGGCACCAGAAGGUCAACCAGAACCAGAAGCGAUUUGCUGUUGCAUCUGCCAUCGCUGCUUCAUCAGUUCCUGCUCUCCUGCUUGCCCGAGGUCACCGAAUCGCAACCGUCCCCGAGGUUCCUCUUGUCGUUGCAUCAUCCGCUGUGAAAGGUCUCGUCAAGACACAAGCAGCAGUAACUCUGCUCAAGAGCGUCGGUGCAGGUCCAGAUGUUGUCAAGGCACAGAAGUCACGAAAGCUUCGAGCAGGUAAGGGUAAGCUGAGAGGUCGAAGAUACAAGCUGCGACGAGGUCCUCUGGUCGUCUACAGCCCAGAGACUGAUGGCAAGGAACUCGUUCGAGCUUUCAGAAACAUCCCCGGUGUCGAGACUUCGCCAGUCACUGCUCUCAACCUCCUCCAGCUUGCACCAGGUGGUCACCUUGGCCGCUUCAUUAUCUGGACGUCAGAUGCUUUCAAGGCUCUAGAUGACAUCUACGGAUCUACCACAGAAGCCUCCUCAUAUAAGAAGGACUUCCUUCUCCCAACCAACGUUGUUAGCAACGCGGACAUCACCCGAUUGAUCAACUCAUCCGAAAUUCAAUCAGUUCUCAAGGAACCAAAGGGCUACGCAACCACCAAGAGAACCGGUGUACAGAAGAAGAACCCACUCAAGAACAGACAAGUAUUGCUCAGACUCAACCCAUAUGCUGCUCAAUACAGCAAGGACAAGGUUGGUCAGACAGGUGUAGAGCACAAGAAGCCUGAGCCACUCGGCGAGGACUUCAAGAAGGUGCUACACGAGAACUAA
Lithohypha guttulata is the source of this 1113-nucleotide messenger RNA. It is a transcript of the gene RPL4B, whose product is annotated as 60S ribosomal protein L4B. Lineage: Eukaryota; Fungi; Ascomycota; Eurotiomycetes; Chaetothyriales; Trichomeriaceae. Gene Ontology annotation, cellular component: cytosolic large ribosomal subunit; ribosome. The record is from RefSeq and is a predicted model, not a curated record. Gene Ontology annotation, biological process: translation. Bases 1 to 1113 code for a protein of 370 amino acids. The transcript has 4 exons. Gene Ontology annotation, molecular function: RNA binding; structural constituent of ribosome.